Molecule: messenger RNA, 336 nt
Organism: Plenodomus lingam JN3
Lineage: Eukaryota; Fungi; Ascomycota; Dothideomycetes; Pleosporales; Leptosphaeriaceae
Source: RefSeq, a predicted model, not a curated record
AUGACGGAUGACCAAGCCUUGCACGGCGUAGCCGUGUCACACAGACGUACAGAGCCCAUCUGGGUUUCGCAGUCCCAUAUCGUCAUUUUUUGCACCUCUGUGCUCUUCCUUGUUCACACGGGCGCAAAACGCCUGCGGGGCGUUUUGACGAAUAUGAUACCUCGACUUCGAGUCGAUCUAGGCCAACGGUCGAUUUUCACACAAAGCAUGCGUGGCAUGAUGGAUAGCAUCGCUCUUAUUCCUAUCAUGGCCAUGUUCUUCGUUUUGGACGUUUUACCUGAAACGAGAUGCAAGGCAGCAGGCAAAACCGGUGCGGUGGCUUUCAUUGUCGAUUAG